Messenger RNA from Triticum dicoccoides, 823 nucleotides. RefSeq lists its product as uncharacterized. The record is from RefSeq and is a predicted model, not a curated record. Bases 30 to 686 code for a protein of 218 amino acids. The transcript has 2 exons. Lineage: Eukaryota; Viridiplantae; Streptophyta; Magnoliopsida; Poales; Poaceae.
AAUCGUGAACUACAAAGAAAGAAGAACCGAUGGAAGAACGCAGCGCCAGCCUCCAUCGAUUCAACAAUUGGAAGCCUCGAACACACUCUGCCAAAGGACAGAAAAUCAAUCAAUUGAGCGGAUUUAUCAUACUCCAAGCAGGAACAUCAGAACUUGAAAUUGGGCACAAUUUUCAAUUACACAAGGAAGACGCACAGAAAAGGAUAUGGGCGUUGGCAUCCAGGAUCACUCGAUCGAAAAUCCAUACCAAUAACUCGGACUCGAUUCCGGACGGAGGAAGGUCUAAGCGGCGGCCGCUCGUCCACUCUCCUCCUCCCUUUUCCCCCUGGAUGCGGAUGGUUGAGGCUGCACCCGCGGCCUCCAUCGGCACGGCCGUCUACAGCGGCGACGACCACAUCCCGGCAGCAACGCUCCUCCCUCCGGAGGAGCACCACGGCCCGCCACGCAGCCCGGCAACAGAGACGGCCAACGCGCAUGCGGAGCGCAGUUCUCUCCGCCACACCUUGGCACGGCGGCGGCCUUCGGCUCCGACGCCGCUUCUCCUGAUGCGGCGCGAUGGCGCGGCGGCCGGCGGUGGCGGCGGCCAAUAUCCGUCCCACGGCGUGGAGAUGCUGCCCAGGCGCAGACGACCUUCGAUUGGCGAAGCCAUCUUACCUCCUAACUCCUCACGAGGAGAUGUGCUAUGACUCUGUACAGCCAAAGCUAACUCAAUCGAUGGAUUCUUGGCCGUAGCGAGAAUCACCGGAGAACCUUAUCUCUUCGGCCAUUUAACAAUUUGCAUUUUUUUUUCUAUUGCCAAAUAAGGACAUCAGCUUUAGUACUA